AUGCUGUUCUCUCUCCUUCUGUCGUCUCUUCCUCUUCUCACCUCCGCCGCCCUCACCUAUAAGGGCGCGGAUAUUUCGUCCCUGCUGGUGGAGGAGAAGGAAGGAGUUGCCUACAAGAAUCUCAACGGCGAGACGCAGGCCUUGGAGAAGAUCCUUGCCGAUAAUGGAGUCAACUCGAUUCGACAGCGUCUGUGGGUGAACCCCAGCGAUGGCAACUACGACUUGGACUACAACAUCGAGCUUGCCAAGCGAGUCAAGGCGGCUGGGAUGUCGAUUUACCUGGACUUGCACUACAGCGACACAUGGGCCGAUCCUCAGAACCAGGACGCACCCUCCGGAUGGUCCACCACGGACAUGGACACGCUCUCAUGGCAAGUGUACAACUACACGCUGGAGGUAUGCAACACGUUUGCGGACAACGACAUCGAUCUCGAGAUCGUGUCGAUCGGCAACGAGAUCCGCAACGGACUGCUGUGGCCGCUGGGCGGAACCAGCAGCUACGACAACAUCGCACAGCUGCUGCACUCGGGCGCCUGGGGCGUCAAGGACUCGAACCAGGCGACGACGCCCAAGAUCAUGCUCCACCUCGACAACGGCUGGGACUGGGGCUCCCAGAAGUACUUCUACGACACGGUGCUGGACGCCGGCACGCUCACCUCGUCGGACUUUGACCUCAUCGGCGUGUCGUACUAUCCCUUCUACAACGAGGAUGCCACCCUGUCGUCCCUGAAGACCAGUCUGAGCAACCUGCAGUCGACCUACUCCAAGUCCGUGGUGGUGGUCGAGACCAACUGGCCCGAGUCCUGCCCCAACCCGGAGGAGGCCUUCCCGUCCGACCUGACCUCGAUUCCCUUCUCCGUGGACGGCCAGAAGACGUUCGUGCAGAAGGUGGCCGAUACCGUGGCGGGUAUCAGCGGGGGAGCUGGUUUGUACUAUUGGGAGCCGGGGUGGGUGGACAACGCGGGAUUGGGAUCCAGCUGCCACGAUAACCUGCUGGUGGACUACGACAACGACCAGGUGCGUGAGAGCGUGACGGUGUUUGGCGACAUCUAG
Molecule: messenger RNA, 1053 nt
Organism: Aspergillus steynii IBT 23096
Lineage: Eukaryota; Fungi; Ascomycota; Eurotiomycetes; Eurotiales; Aspergillaceae
Product: arabinogalactan endo-1,4-beta-galactosidase
Exons: 2
Coding region: 1-1053 (350 amino acids)
Biological process (GO): pectin catabolic process
Molecular function (GO): glucosidase activity
Source: RefSeq, a predicted model, not a curated record